This is a messenger RNA of Aspergillus brunneoviolaceus CBS 621.78, 240 nucleotides long. RefSeq lists its product as uncharacterized. NCBI's taxonomy places the organism in Eukaryota, Fungi, Ascomycota, Eurotiomycetes, Eurotiales, Aspergillaceae. The record is from RefSeq and is a predicted model, not a curated record. The annotation marks the transcript as partial. The transcript has 2 exons.
GUUGCGCAUCAGCCGUUCCUCGACUUCUUUCCGUGGCCACAGUUCCGAGAUACCUGGAUCCUGAAAGGUAUGGAAUACGCGGACGAGAACUGCGCCGCGUCGUUCGGCACCCGGAUCCGCUUCGAGUGGCCGUACGAGCUCCGCGAUGUGUACAAGAGAAACGUCCUGGGCGAGACGGUGUCCUUUUCCGCGGAAUUUGAGACCCGGUACCAAGAUCUGAGCAGCUGGAAGCUUGAUUCG